AUGAUGAAGGCGAGGAGAGUGGUAAUGUUUCCCGCACCAGGUGCUGGGCACCUGCUCUCCAUGAUCGAGCUGGCCAGGCAAAUUCUGCAACACACCCACAACCUCUCCAUAACCGUCCUCAUCAUCCGACCUCCUUCCUCAUCAACUUUUGCCUCUUCCUCCAUUUCCUACCACCUUGAUGCCGUGGCUGCCUCCGAACUCGACAUCAACUUCAGGGAGCUUCCUCAAGCUGCUUUUCCAGAAGUUGAAUCGGAAGGCCUGGCGUGCAACCUACGCUUCAUAGACAACCACAAGCCCGCCGUCUCGGAGGCCCUCACCGCUCUCCAGGAGACUACCACCAUCACUGCCUUCAUCGUCGACUUGUUCUGCAUCUCCUCAACCAGUGCCUCUCUAGAUCUCGGCAUCCCCAUUCCUCUUCUUCACAUCCGGAGCAACCACGACGUGCAUCGUGAUUUACUUGCCGGAGAUGGACUGGAAGUAUGA
This is a messenger RNA of Nymphaea colorata (pocket water lily), 483 nucleotides long. Its product is annotated as UDP-glycosyltransferase 71K3-like. NCBI's taxonomy places the organism in Eukaryota, Viridiplantae, Streptophyta, Magnoliopsida, Nymphaeales, Nymphaeaceae. The transcript has a single exon. The record is from RefSeq and is a predicted model, not a curated record. The coding region runs from base 1 to 483 and encodes 160 amino acids.